AUGCUCCCUCCCAAGGCCUACAUCAACAUCUCCUUCUUCCAACCACCCGCCUUCCUCCUCAUUGGCAUCCCAGGACUCGAGGCUGCUCAUGGCUGGAUCUCCAUCCCCUUCUCCUCCAUGUACACUGUGGCCCUCACUGGAAACUGCCUGAUCCUCCUGGCUAUCAGGAGGACCCCCAGCCUGCACCAGCCCAUGUACUAUUUCCUGUCCAUGCUGGCCCUCACUGAUGUGGGCCUCACCUUGUCCACACUGCCCACUACCCUGGGUGUGCUCUGGUUUGACCAUCGACUCAUUGGGUUCAAUUCCUGCUUGGUCCAGAUGUUCUUCCUGCACUCCUUUUCUGUAGUGGAGUCCUCAGUUCUCCUGGCCAUGUCGUUUGACCGCUUUGUGGCUAUUUCCAACCCACUGCGUUAUGCAGCUGUCCUCACAAAUAAUGUCAUCAUCAAGAUUGGGCUGGCCAUUGUGACUCGAGCCACUGUGUCCUUGUUCCCUGGGCCCUUCUUGCUGAAGCGACUGAACUAUUGCCCUGGCAAGAUUAUCUUGUCCCAUUCCUUCUGUUUCCAUGCAGAUAUCAUGAAACGAGCCUGUGCUGACAUUACUGUCAACAUCCUUUUGGGACUAUAUAUACUCCUAUCCACAGUGGGUAUAGACUCCCUGCUUAUUGUCCUGUCCUAUGUCCUCAUUCUUCACACAGUAAUGGGACUUGCCUCCCCAAAGGAACGAGCCCGGGCCCUCAACACCUGUGUGUCUCAUAUCUUAGCUGUCCUGGUUUUUUACAUCCCAGUCAUAGGAGUAUCCAUGAUCCACCGUUUUGGGAGGUACCUACCCCCCAUUGUACAUGCCCUUGUUGCCUAUGUGUACCUGGUAGUGCCUCCUGUGCUCAACCCCAUCAUCUACAGUGUCAAAUCCAAGCCCAUCAGGGAGGCCAUGCUCAAGGUGCUGAAAAGGGUGGGGCACAGCUCAUGA
Messenger RNA from Tupaia belangeri chinensis (Chinese tree shrew), 966 nucleotides. RefSeq names its product olfactory receptor 51I2-like. The record is from RefSeq and is a predicted model, not a curated record. Gene Ontology annotation, cellular component: plasma membrane. Gene Ontology annotation, biological process: G protein-coupled receptor signaling pathway. Lineage: Eukaryota; Metazoa; Chordata; Mammalia; Scandentia; Tupaiidae. Gene Ontology annotation, molecular function: G protein-coupled receptor activity; olfactory receptor activity.